This is a messenger RNA of Peniophora sp. CBMAI 1063, 468 nucleotides long. NCBI's taxonomy places the organism in Eukaryota, Fungi, Basidiomycota, Agaricomycetes, Russulales, Peniophoraceae. The record is from the annotation of a GenBank genome assembly.
AUGCAGACCGCAACAAGACUUGUCUCCUGCCGUCGCGCACCCACCUUUAUACACAGAUCUGCCACCGCCAGUACUAUUCCAUUCAGGACCAUGUCUUCCGGUGCUGCGAAUCUGACUGCUCCAACCACACCAUCGGUCAAGCACAAGUUCGUGGUAUGGGCGCCCGACCAGGCCGACGCCCUUACGCGCCGUCUAAGCGUACGCUCUUCACAUCUGGAGACGGCUGGGAAGUUGAAGCAGGACGGGAUACUCCUGUACGGCGGUGCAAUGCUCACCCCGGAGUCUGUCGCAGCCAUCCAGCCUUCUGAAAAGAAGAUGACAGGAUCGAUGCUUCUGUUCGAGGCCGAGAGCAUAGAUACGGUCCGCGAGCUUGUCGAGAAGGAUGUUUACUACGUGAACAAUGUGUGGGAUACGCAGAAGAUCGUCAUCGCGCCGUUUGUUGGUGCCAUGCCCUGGCCAGCGAACUGA